AUGGCUAAGCUGUCAUCUAUGAUGGAGAAUGACUGCCACCCCCUACAGGACUUACUCACUAGACUGCAGAGCUCCUUCAGCGGGAGGUUGCUCCACCCUAUGUGUGUGAAGGAGCAUUACCGCAGAUCAUUCCUCCCUGCAGCUGUUAGACUGAGUAAGCUUGCCUCUUUACACAUCAUCCAGUCAUGUAAAAUUCCCAUACACAGGAACAACUUGUUGGCUUGGACACUGAGGAGUCUGGAGAUCAGAAGGCAUAAUAUUUCUCUUAGCAGACAAAUGGCUGCUGACCAUUUGCAAGACUUUGCAGACCGAGGAUCCUAUAUGCGGCCUUUAACUUUUGGCCUGUUCAUGGACCACCAGCACUCUCCUUUCAGAAAGACGCUAAGCUUCCACUUUGAGCAGAAUCACUCAGAGCCAGUCUACAGUCACAGAUACAGUGGGCACUUUUCCUACUUGCACUUCCCCACACACCUGAGCAUGUACGAUUGCUCCUUUGAACCGACGUUCAUCCGUAAACGCAACGAGCGUGAAAGGCAGAGGGUUCGUUGUGUGAAUGAGGGCUAUGCGCGACUCAGAGAUCACCUGCCUCAAGAAUUUGAGGAUAAAAGACUGAGUAAGGUGGAGACAUUACGGGCGGCCAUCAGCUACAUCAAACAUCUGCAGAAUCUCCUGGAGCUUCGGCUGCCAGAUGCCAUGAUGGAGCUGUCACCCGGGAGCAAGAGAGGGACUGAAGCUGUGAGGCAGCUCUCAGAGUGUAACAGUGAUGGAGAGUCUAAACACAGCCUGAGUGACAUCGGGGAGCCAUGCUACUAAACAGACUGCAUGAUACAGAGAGCACAAAAAGCAGCAUGUUCCGUAAGACAUCCAUAAUGAUCAACUAUUCUUUUAUUACCACAUACAAAUAAAAUGUGUGGCGAAGGAUGCUUCUUAUAAUAUAUUUUCCUGAUCAUGUUGACAAUGGUUGUUUCCUAAUUAUAGUCUAUUUUGUUAUCCAGUUACAGUGGAUUUCAUCAGAAACAGAAUAACAUGUAAAAAGAAUUUAGAAUCAUUUUGCUUUAUUUUAACAUGCACCUUAUUGUUGCAUAUUGUUGCAUUAUUGAUCCAUGUGAGUAAACCUGGGUAAGAAAUUGUGGAAGAAAAUAAAAGGGACUGAUAUACAUUUUGUGGGUUGCUAU
Neoarius graeffei (lesser salmon catfish) is the source of this 1175-nucleotide messenger RNA. RefSeq lists its product as uncharacterized. Gene Ontology annotation, molecular function: DNA-binding transcription factor activity, RNA polymerase II-specific; RNA polymerase II transcription regulatory region sequence-specific DNA binding; protein dimerization activity. NCBI's taxonomy places the organism in Eukaryota, Metazoa, Chordata, Actinopteri, Siluriformes, Ariidae. The record is from RefSeq and is a predicted model, not a curated record. The transcript is spliced from 4 exons. Gene Ontology annotation, biological process: regulation of transcription by RNA polymerase II; developmental process. Bases 1 to 813 code for a protein of 270 amino acids.